ACUAGAGGCCUCUAUCAUUCUCUAUGGACGAGACAGACUUUGCAGCCGUCACAUUAAUAGGGACAUAAUUACUUCCACAUAAUGUUAGAGAUCAUGUUUGAUCACAUAAUCACACUGCCUGGAUGUUUUGUGUAACGAACAAAAUCUGUCUGUAAAAGGAAAUAUUUAUGGUUUGGGAAGGGUUUACGGGAAUAGCUAGCUAGCCACCUUGCUGGCUACUUUGGAUUACAUUUGGCAAGGAUGCUACUACGGUGGAUACGGCAACAGCUGGGCUUUGACCCUCCCCAUCAAAGUGAUACCAGAACGGUUUACAUUGCAAACCGCUUCCCUCAACAUGGCCAUUAUGUCCCUCAGCGGUUUGCAGACAACAGAAUCAUAUCAUCCAAGUACACCGUUUGGAAUUUUGUUCCCAAGAAUCUGUUUGAACAGUUCAGAAGAAUAGCCAAUUUUUAUUUUCUCAUCAUAUUCCUGGUCCAGCUAAUGAUAGAUACCCCCACUUCCCCUGUCACCAGCGGACUUCCUCUGUUCUUUGUCAUCACAGUAACUGCCAUCAAACAGGGCUAUGAGGAUUGGCUGAGGCACAAGGCGGACAACGAGGUGAACGGGGCGCCUGUGUUUGUGGUUCGUAGUGGCAGCCUUGUGCAGACUCGCUCAAAAAACAUACGAGUGGGGGAUAUAGUCCGGGUGGCCAAAGAUGAGACAUUCCCAGUGGACUUGGUCCUCUUAUCAUCGGACCGAGCCGAGGGGACGUGUCACAUCACCACAACCAGCCUGGACGGAGAGACUAAUCUGAAGACUCAUUACUCUGUGCCAGAGACAUUGGUGUCUCAGUCGGUGUCCAGGCUAGAGGCCCUACAUGCUGUGGUGGAGUGUCAGCAGCCAGAUGCAGAUCUUUAUAGGUUUGUUGGGCGAAUAACAGUAACCCAACAAGAAGAAGAGAUUGUAAGACCCAUUGGACCUGAAAACCUGCUGCUUCGAGGAGCAAGAUUGAAAAAUACCAAAGAAAUUUUUGGUGUAGCAGUUUACACUGGGAUGGAGUCCAAGAUGGCCCUGAACUACAAGUGCAAAUCCCAGAAGCGCUCUGCAGUGGAGAAGUCCAUGAACACCUUUCUGCUCAUCUACCUGGGCAUCCUGCUGUUUGAGGCCAUCCUCAGCACCAUCCUGAAGUACGCCUGGCAGGCUGAGAAGAAGUGGGACGAGCCCUUCUACAACCAGAAGACAGAGCAGGAGAGGAACAGCAGCCAGAUCCUGAAGUUCAUCUCUGAUUUCCUGGCGUUUCUGGUCCUGUACAACUUUAUCAUCCCCAUCUCACUCUACGUCACUGUGGAGAUGCAGAAAUUCCUGGGCUCGUUUUUCAUUGGCUGGGACUUGGACCUCUAUCAUGAGGAGAGCGACCAGAUGGCUCAGGUCAACACGUCUGACCUCAACGAGGAGCUGGGACAGGUGGAAUACGUGUUUACGGAUAAAACCGGCACCCUGACGGAGAAUGAGAUGCUGUUCCGUGAAUGUUCAAUCAAUGGUAUCAAAUACCAGGAAAUCAAUGGAAAGCUUGUACACGAGGGGAUGACGGAUGACUCGCCUGACGGAUCUGUGCCUCCUCUAAGUCGGGAGGAGUUGCUGUUCCUGAAGGCAGUAUCGCUGUGCCACACAGUGCAGAUCAGCUACGAACAGCCAGGUGACGGCCCGGGGAACCCCUUCCCCAACGCUAAUGGCUUCUCCUCCCAGAUGGAGUACUAUGCCUCCUCGCCAGAUGAGAAAGCACUGGUGGAAGCCACUAAAAGGAUGGGGGUAACCUUUAUUGGUAGCCAUGGAGAAGUUAUGGAAAUAAAAACAUUUGGAAAGUCAGAAAAGUAUAAACUACUCCAUGUACUAGAGUUUGAUGCAACCCGAAGGAGAAUGAGUGUCAUAUUACAGACACCCUCAGGGGGGAAAGUACUAUUUACAAAGGGAGCUGAGUCCGCCGUUCUUCCCUUUACUAAAAGUGGAGAAAUUGACAAAACAAGAGUACAUGUAGAUGAAUUUGCCUUGAAGGGCUUGCGGACGUUGGUGGUGGCCUGCAGACACUUCAAUGUGGAGGAGUAUGAGGAGGUGGACCGGCAGCUUCACGAGGCCCGCGCGGCCCUGCAGCAGAGAGAGGAGAGGCUGGCCGAGGUCUUCAGCUUCAUAGAAAAGGACCUGGAGCUGUUGGGAGCGACCGGGGUGGAAGACAAGCUGCAGGAAAAGGUCCAGGAGACCAUCGAGUCGCUUCGUCUGGCUGGGAUCAAAGUGUGGGUGCUGACCGGGGACAAGCACGAGACGGCGGUCAGUGUCAGCCUGUCCUGCGGCCACUUUCACCGCACCAUGAACAUCCUGGAGCUGGUGCAGCAGAAGUCUGACAACGAGUGUGCCGAGCAGCUCAGACAACUGGCCAGGAGGAUCAGAGAGGACCAUGUGAUCCAGCAUGGCCUGGUGGUGGACGGGGCCAGCCUGUCUCUAGCACUGCGGGGGCACGAGAAGCUCUUCAUGGAGGUGUGCAAGAACUGCUCUGCCGUGCUGUGCUGCCGCAUGGCGCCCCUGCAGAAGGCCAAGGUGGUGAGAUUGCUGAAAACGUCUCCAGAGAAACCCAUCACUUUAGCCAUUGGGGAUGGAGCCAAUGAUGUCAGCAUGAUUCAAGAGGCCCAUGUUGGCAUAGGUAUCAUGGGCAAGGAGGGAAGACAAGCAGUACGAAACAGUGACUAUGCAAUAGCAAGGUUUAGAUUCCUUUCCAAGUUACUGCUCGUCCAUGGCCACUUCUACUACAUUAGAGUUGCAACCCUUGUACAGUACUUUUUCUACAAGAAUGUGUGCUUUAUUACGCCCCAGUUUUUAUACCAGUUCUUCUGUCUGUUUUCACAACAAACUCUGUAUGACAGUGUUUACCUGACACUCUACAACAUCUGUUUCACCUCCCUGCCCAUACUGGUGUACAGCCUGUUUGAGCAACAGGUCCAUCCACACAUGCUGCAGAGUAAGCCAGUGCUCUACAGAGACAUCAGCAAGAACUCCCUCCUCUCCUUCAAGACUUUUUUGUACUGGACACUGCUGGGCUUCUGCCACGCCUUUGUCUUCUUCUUUGGUUCCUACAUCCUGAUGGGGGAGGACACAUCUCUCAUGGGGAAUGGACAGAUGUUUGGAAACUGGACCUUUGGCACUUUGGUAUUCACAGUAAUGGUUAUCACUGUUACAUUGAAGCUGGCCUUGGAGACCCACUUCUGGACGUGGAUGAAUCACUUUGUUACCUGGGGCUCCAUCGCUUUCUACUUCAUCUUCUCCCUGUUUUAUGGGGGAAUCAUCUGGCCUUUCCUCCACACCCAGGACAUGUACUUUGUCUUUGUCCAGCUGCUCUCCAGCGGCUCUGCCUGGUUCGCCAUCAUCAUCAUCCUCAUCGCCUGCCUUUUCCCCGACAUCAUCAAGAAGGUGAUCUAUAGGCACCUCCAGCCAACCAGCACCCAGAAGUCUCAGAUGGAAGAGGAUAAGAGUUCAGUCAGCUCAGAAUAUGACUCUGCUGAAGGCAGGAGCCGAGGGGAGGACAAUUGGCAACUGCUAGCUGCUUCUCCUCCCCCCGCCCAAGGCCCAGCCCUAUGGUCCCCUAGUUUGAGACUAACUACCAGGGCAUCGGCUGCGUGGACUCCAUGUGUUGCUACUCAGAGGGGGAGAACGGGUGCGCCCGGCUGGGCCGGAUGGUGGCGCAAGUGAUGGGCCGCUACAACCCUGCCUACGCCAACAGAUCAUGGAGCGACUCGGACCCCUUCUAUUCCAACGAUCGGAGCAUCUUGACACUCGCACCCAUGGAGGCCGCUCAUUGCUAAGGUAGCAGAGAGCAGUAGUGCCACCUUGCCACACGGAGAGGAACUACUCACCACACAGCCCAGGGCUGACCAGCAAUGACAUGAGGCUUUGCAAGAGAUGCUACAUGGGCCUCUGUUCUCUCCCUGUAAAUAAUAAAAGGGAAUAAGAUGGUACCAAAGAUGAAAUAAUUUGUCAGACUUGAGUGAAAAAGAACAUGGUCUACUUCUUUACGCCUGUAGGUUAGUGUUGCUGCUGCUUCACCUGACUGUGGAAGGUCUGCCAUCUUUCCUGAGGAAAUUAGGUGGGCCUCGUUAUAGCCAUAUCCUCCAUUUUACGACCUGAUUUUUCAAGGUAUGAAAAUGCGAAAGCAGUUGGAUGAUCAGGUCUCGAAACUGUCCCUAAAAUAUGCCUUUUCUGCACAGAUUGUUAGUAGUACGUUUGUUCAGAAAUGUCAAGAGAAUGUCCAUAUAAUAGCUCCGAGAUAUUAAAUAGCGGUCAACGUAUAAUAUGGCUUGCACAUAUUACAGUUCUUGUUUUCCUUUCAUUGCUAAUUACCAUUGAAAUCAUGUUUUUGUUUUGUGUGUGUCUUUCCCCCCUAUGCUAUUAACCACUUCAUGUUUGUUUGCGUAUUUAUUUCCAUCACCUGACUGAACUCAACUGCAUCCUAUCUUUUGGGGCCUUUGGCCCACAAUAACGGAAAUGCCAGAGUCGAGAGGGUCAUUGAGACAACCGUUUUAAACUUGCUAUCUAUGACCGUGACUUAUGCACACCAUCUGCACACAGAUUUAUUCGAAUAUGGCCAAGUUCAUAUAAAAUUGUGGGAAUUAUUUGGUUGCUAUUUGUAGCGGUUACCUCAUCAGCUUGAAGUGGGAGACGCUGAAAUGUCCAAGUAGUCAGUGGAGCUUUUUUUCUUUGCACGUUACGAAUAUUUGUAAGCACAUCUGGCACGAUUUAUCAUGGUCAGCAUUGGUCACUCUGGCGAAGUAUACUUAUUGUACUAGUAUGCUAGAGUUGUCAUUUGUCAGUUUUAUAUAUGCAGCUAUUAGUUCAGAUUGUGAAAUUUGGCCUCAAGCCAGUAUUCACCAAGAGCUUCUAAUCAUGCCACUCAAAUAGGUCAGUCAACAAGAGGUGUUUGAAUAUUGAAAUCUAUUUUGGAAGUCUCCAUUUUCAUUGGCAAUAAGGAUGCAUCUGCACUAGGAACAAUGAAGUCAGGUGUUCAUGUUCCUAGCUCUUGAUCAUGUUAAUUUAAAGAGUUUUGUUACUCACCUGUCAGUGAAACGGUUUCAUUGCUGAUGUUUACGGAAUAAAUGUUUUUAAAAAGCA
Messenger RNA from Oncorhynchus tshawytscha (Chinook salmon), 5130 nucleotides. RefSeq names its product phospholipid-transporting ATPase IF. The transcript has 31 exons. Gene Ontology annotation, molecular function: magnesium ion binding; ATPase-coupled intramembrane lipid carrier activity; ATP hydrolysis activity. Bases 241 to 3714 code for a protein of 1157 amino acids. Gene Ontology annotation, cellular component: plasma membrane; endoplasmic reticulum; recycling endosome. The record is from RefSeq and is a predicted model, not a curated record. Gene Ontology annotation, biological process: phospholipid translocation. Lineage: Eukaryota; Metazoa; Chordata; Actinopteri; Salmoniformes; Salmonidae.